Grus americana (Whooping crane) is the source of this 4659-nucleotide messenger RNA. RefSeq names its product transmembrane protein 169 (gene TMEM169). NCBI's taxonomy places the organism in Eukaryota, Metazoa, Chordata, Aves, Gruiformes, Gruidae. The record is from RefSeq and is a predicted model, not a curated record. The coding region runs from base 477 to 1403 and encodes 308 amino acids. The transcript is spliced from 4 exons.
GCCCCGCCCGCCCGCGCCGUGGCUCAGUGCCGUGGCCGGAGAGCGGGUGGUGGUGGCAGUGGUGCCGGCGGAGGAGCGGUGCCGGCGGUGCUCGGGGCCUCGGCCAGCCGGGUCACUCCUGCGGCACGGCACAGCGCGGCACCGGAGCCCCGCGAGCGGCAGCGACGCGGGAUGAUGCCCUCAGGAGCACGGGGAGUGGAGCCCCAGCCGGGAGAAGUCACUGUAAUGCUCUAAAGGUGUCGUAAAUAGCAGAGAAAGCUGCUGCCGUUCUCCUGCCAGGGACCCGCGGACGGAGAAUCCUCUUUCCAGGCGUGGACUUUGUCGGGAAGAGGCCGGGAACGCUGAGGCUGGGAAUGGAGUGCAUAGUUUGGAUGUCAGCAGUGGGACAUCUUACCAAAACAAAGCAUCCAUGGGACCAUUGCCUAAUCAAUGACUUCUAAGUGCAGAGCUGUUAGAUUGGAAACAAGUGCUACAAGAUGCCAAGUGAGGUGCUUGAGAGCAGCAGUGGGAUGGAGGAGACUGUGCAGAAGGAGAGCAAAUCUGGAAGCCAGAGCCCUCACCAUGGCUCCGUGAGAAGGGCUGUGGCAACCACUGUCACCUUUGAUGGGGAAGCCACUAUGGACCGGAGGAAAAAGAAGAAGAAAGAGUCCCGUCCCGAGUCAAUAAUAGUGUAUCGGUCAGACAAUGAGAAUAAGGUGGAAGAAGAACAGGCAGAUGAAGAAGGAGGAGAAAGGAGCUCUGAGGAAGGCUCCAAGUUCCUGGGUCAAUCCAUGGCAGAUGGUGCCUGGAACAUGCCUUUAGACAGCCGAUAUGUCACCUUGACUGGGACAAUCACCAGGGGAAAGAAGAAGGGUCAGAUGGUGGACAUCCAUGUCACACUAACGGACAAAGAGCUGCAGGAACUGGCUAAGUCAAAGGAACCUCCUAAAGAGGAUGUGCUUGAGAAGAAGAAGAAAUGUGAUGUUGGGCUGGACAGAGGACCCCACAUUGUCCUCUGGACCAUCAUCUGCCUCCCCAUCAUUUUUGUAGUGUCCUUCGUGGUUUCAUUCUACUAUGGAACCAUUACAUGGUACAACAUCUUCUUGGUGUACAACGAAGAGAGGACCUUCUGGCACAAAAUUACUUUUUGUCCCUUUUUGAUCAUCUUCUACCCAAUUAUAAUUAUGGUUGUGUCUUUUUCCCUAGGCCUGUACUCAGCUGUGGUCCAGGUAGCAUGGUCCUUUGGGUACUGGUGGCAUGCUGUCAGGGAUAUGGAGAAAGGCUUCUGUGGCUGGCUCUGCAGCAAGCUGGGUUUGGAAGAUUGUUCUCCAUACAGCAUUGUUGAGCUGCUAGAUUCUGACAAUAUCUCAGGUAGUCUCUCUGGCAAGAGCUCUGCGCAGGGGGUUGAGACCUCGGCAGUAUGAGCCUUUGUCCUGGCUGACUAUUUUGGUCAUAUGUGAGUGGUUUUCACCUAGAAAAUAACACGCUGGGUUUUUUUUUUUAAUAUAUAUAUAUAUAUAUAUAUAAACACAAACUUAAUGAAUAAAAUAUUGGGCUGGGAGUGCUCUUUAAAUAUCACAGAAUGCAAGUGUGUUAGCUUCACAUGGUCUGGGUGGGGAGGUGCAUGGCUCUCCAAGGAUUUGUCGUCUUGUUUUAGCUAAUUACAACUUCUGGGAAUGGUGAGAAAAUCCAGGUCCGUGGGGCUUGAGCUCUUUGUGGGGUGGCAGAGAUAUAUGCUGAAAAGUCCACUUCUGUAAAGUUAGACUUUAGGGAAUGGGACAUAACAGUGACCUGUCGACUCAGUGAAAAGAAGUCUCUACUACGGUAUGACCUUCAGGAGCUAAGAAAUCAUUCAGAGGUGAAGGCUAAAUCGCAAAAUGCGAUGUUCCUGUGGCUUUCCUAGAAAGGGUCCUUUUCCAGUCCUUCCGACAAGUGCAGCAAACCUUCCAGGUAGGCUAACAGCUUAGACACUGUCAGAGUUUGAAAAAUAGACCUCUACAAAAAGUUAUGCCCAGCUUUUCACUGGGAGAGGACAGCAUAGCCUCUGACAAAGACAUGUGAGCUCUAUGCUGACCUGAAAUGCACCCAUCACAUGAUGGAAGAGCAGGGCAUGCCCUGUAAUGCGGUGUGUAGGGACCUGAUGGGCCUGUCACCAAGCACCUUCAGGAGACAGAAGGUGCACAGAUAGGUGCUUAGGACACACUUGCAUUUGGUGUCUUGAUAGGUGCACUGCUGGGAAGGAAUGGGCAGCAGGAGUCGUACGCAGUGUGCAGUGCAAACUGUUGCAUUAUAAGGAAGAAACUUCUGCUCUGAGGAAAGGUGAUCAGUUUGCAUGUCACUGCAAUGCAAGUGUGGACUGGCAGCACCUGUACUUGGGGGAGUGGAGUGGAAGGUGCUCAGGAUGGGAAGGUCUCACUGAGAGAGUCAUUCUGGUUUUCAAGUUGCUCUUACGGAAGAGCUGCUGGACCUUCCCUUUCAGAACAGGGGUGUCCUGAGCCCAUGUCUGCUAGUGCCAGUGCAAACUGCAUUAGUGCCUCAGCUCUGGAAAUCUGCAUCCCACACACACUUCCUGGUUUAAUUAUAUGGAAGAGCAAUGGAUUAUACAUCCUCCUCCCCUUAUGUCUCAUUUUCAUAAGUGGUUUCCCUCCUUUUGGGAUUUUUGGCUCCCAGACCAGGCUGAGGUGGCCGUAUUAGGCUGAAUAAAUUUAAAUUGUAUCUUUAAAACAAUGACUAGCAGAGUUCUUUUUCUGGAUUGACUAUUGGGGUUUUGGCCUAAGGAGGACACAAGGAAAAUAAGAGAGAGGUAUAACAGACUCUAACGGAGACUGAUUUACAUGUCUGAAACAUGAUCAAUUUUCUGAGUGCUCUAGUUCAGCUGGUGCUGCUAGAAAGUCUGGCUCAGCCCCAACCCAGAGGAGCCCACCAUUUGCAUGCGUGUAGGUAGAUAAUUUGUAGUGUGCAGUCAGGCAGGCUGCACAGUCACUCAUGUCCGUAUAGGUGUUUCACUUCCCCAGUCUCCCUACCAGAGGGGGAGCUGCUGUAGUUCUAGCAUAGUAAAGAGAAGCAUUCAGAAGCUGGAUUUCACAGGAAAUAAUGCUUCAUGUGGCACUUCAAGGAUGAGGUCAAAACUACACUGACUGGCUGUCCUAGUUAGGACAUCUGGGAAGCCGUGAGAAAGAAAUAAAGUCCCUGCUGCAUCCUUGGUCCAUCCCCUUCUGGGAGAUCCAGCCAAAGGAGCCUCUUAGUGCUGGCUUGAGGAUUAACGGUGUGAAUAAUGUACAAGCCAAAUAUCAAGAGCAGGUUUGGCCCCACAGUUUACAGGUACAGCCAGGCUGUGUUUGUUGCUUCCUGAUGCGCAGCUUUUAUUUUUACUGGUCAAGUCUUUAAAGGCAAUGACUAACUUCCAGCAAAAAUAAAUAAAUAAAUAAAUAGACCCCAACCUGUGAGGCAAUGGCAGGUGAUUCAGAGGGGUUCAAAGAGGCUGACAUGCCUGGCACCAGUUCAAGCAGUGAAAUGCCUUUCACAGGGCUUUUUCAAUCGGGGAGCUUGAUAUGCCUCUGAAUUAAUGGAGAAGCUGAGGACAAGUCAUGCCAGUGCUGGCAGUCUGUAGUGACCCAGCGCAGCCACUCUACUUAAUACUCCUCCACAUGGAAAUCGCAGGCUCACAUAGCUGGAGGGUGGGAAGAAAUGAUGCUUAUCAAGCAUUAAUGGGAAGGAAGGCCCCUGGCAACUGUUCUCACACUUUGCCUAGAGGGACGCUGCUGGCGUGAAAGGAGUGGAUUGUGUAUCUUGGCCCCAACAUGGAGCAAACAAGCGGGUUUGGGGAAAGGAUGGCUGGCAAGUGUGCAUUGCUGCAGAGAGAGAAAACCCAAUUCAGCUGUCACCGCCAAACAGCAGCUGUUCAAGGCUGGACGAAAGGCUGGGGUCAGUAGCACAAAGAGCCUUCAGCUUACAGAGGGCUCAAAUGACGAAUACUAGCUCAUUACAGAAUACAGCCAUGUGAAAUGUCUGCUGAGCUGCAGGAUUUGCUUUCAGGAUUGCAAACGGCCUGCCAGAGUGGAGACAAAACCAAAUCUGUGCCUCUUACUGCUAUGUAGACACAAAGGAGUGUCAGAGAAGGCGUAGUAUGCUCCCUCUGCCAUGGCAGCUAUGCUUCUGGGUUUGGAGGCCACCUUUUUGGGGAUAUACUGGAACAAUCCAUCAUAUGUUUUCUACUUCUUUAGACUUAACCAAGCUUGCCUCUGCUCCUGCCAAAGUCAGGGUGUUCUGCCAUUGAUUUUGGUGGGGGCUAGUUUAAGCUUGGGGUUAAUUCUGGUGCUAUUUGUAAAAGUUUUAUUCAAACUUUUCUCAAAACAACUCUGGAUAGCUUUCUCUCUUGCCCGUUAUCUCCCGGAGCGGUUUGCCUGCUGCAAAAUAUAUAAUCAUUAUCAAUUGUUGUAACAGAAAAAAAGCACAAUUUCUGUCUUGUUCUACCCUUGCUUUCAGAAACUCACAAGUAAUUUCUGCUUACGUGACACUGUUAAACUGCAGGGAAUUCCAGUUAUUCUGAUUGUUGAGUGUGUUUCUGGCUGCUCUAGUCUGGAUUUUUUUUUUUUAAGACAGUGUGUGUUUGCUGAUUGUUAUUUUUAAUUGCAUUCCCUUUUCCCAUCCUUGCUGGCCUGGGUGGAGAAUAAAGAUGUA